Molecule: messenger RNA, 1616 nt
Organism: Suillus bovinus
Lineage: Eukaryota; Fungi; Basidiomycota; Agaricomycetes; Boletales; Suillaceae
Exons: 4
Coding region: 47-1417 (456 amino acids)
Source: RefSeq, a predicted model, not a curated record
CUCGCUUGUGCUCACAUAUCCUAGUUUGUUGGUGUUCUAGCCUAUCAUGCCUUUGCUCCUCGCUUCAGCCAAUAACAUGCAGACAGCCUACUCACAAUUCAAUACAUUCGAGUCUCUUUCAGAUAUCAUCAGUGCACUACAAAACAUCCUCCUACGCUCGCAAGUGAUUAUUCCAGUUCUUGAAACUCCAUACUCCAGAGUCCCCAAUAUCGACCACUAUACUGUAGGAUUCGAACGCCAGAGCGUCAUCAACAUCAUCGCUGAGCGCCAGCAGCAAUUGAAUACAGUUUUGCAUGAGAUCUCGGGCCUGGAGACCGUGAUGGAUAGUGUCAAAAAUAUCUAUCAGCAAGUCGUCGAAAAGAAGGAGAAGAUUAUACAGUCAAUGAAUCUUCACAAGGGACUCGUAUCAUCUCUCUGGCGCCUGCCGACGGAAAUCCUAUCUCAAAUAUUCAACUAUUGUCUCCCUGAGAUCGAAUUGUGGUCCCUAUCAGCCCAAGACCCAACCGAAAUGUAUACCGACCAUCUCCCAGAAACCGAACGGUUGCGCCCAUCAGUCCUAAAAGCCCCCAUACUGCUGACAGGAAUAUGCCGACGAUGGAGGGAAGUUGCUGUGGGUGCACCCGAUUUAUGGUGCAGGUUGUAUGUGGAACGCGACGACAGAGACUGGGAGCAGGCAGCUCUUGGCUAUGACUUGUGGCUGAAGCGUUCACGAGGACGUCCGCUUACGGUAACGCUCGGACAUCACCGCUCAACUAAAAUACGAAGCCUUCUUCAGCCUUACAUGAAUCAUGUCACAUCUCUCCGACUCUCCCACCCUCAUGGCGAUCACCCUUUUGUUACAGACCUCCCAGCACUUCAGGAGCUGACCAUAAGAGGGUGGUCAUGUCCUGACAUUGCACGAUCUAUCUGGCAACUGCCGUCCACUAUGCGCAGUCUCCACAUCAUUAGCAUACGUUCAUUUUUCAACAUCGAGCACUUGUCUUCUUUCAGUUCUGCAUUGGCCCAAUUAACGGAUGUUCAGAUCGCUCUAUAUCACCUGGACACAGUCCUCCAUUUGCUUCAGCUAUGUCCCAACCUGUCCUCUUUAACUCUUCGCGUACAAAAUGACCAACAAGAUCCCUUGAACUCGUUUAUGCACACCAAAAUCCAAACCUUCCGCUUCGUGACUUGCCUGGAAGAGCCAUCCUGUUUAUCUGGUCUGCUCAAUGUUCUAUCGCUCCCUAAUUUGCGCGCGUUUGAAGCUCGCCAGGAAUCUUUUUUCCCUCAUGAGGAUAUGAAGGCAUUUUUGGCACGGUCAAAGUGCCCCCUGGAGACCCUGACCGUUAGUAGUCGAGUGAGGAUAACAGAUGCGCAGCGAGCGGAAUACGUUUCUUUCGUUCCUUCUCUCGUGGUGGUAGUGGAUCGCAUUUCUACAUGAUACUGGGUGGUUACAUCGAGAAAUGACGGUUUCAGGUUGACAGUAAAAUGAUACAAUGACAUCGAUACUUAGGAAAAUAGAGUUAUCAGCGCGCGAACUUAGGCAUCAGAAAUUAUAAUAUCCAUUGAACACUCCCCAAUUUCUUGCUACGAACCACUGUACCGAAACAAGUGCCUUGCAGUCAACCCUGUGACCGUCC